GCGGUGCCGCCUCCGGCCGCCAGGGGGCGGCGUGUCGCUGCUGAGCCGGCAGCAGGUGCGGGGAGGGCCCUCUUGUCCCGGGCGGAGUGAGCGCGGCGGCAGCGGCGGGAGAGAGAGAGAGGGGGAGAGAGAGACAGAGAGAGACGGAGAGAUGGCGUCUGGCAGUGGGACAAAAAACAUGGACUUCCGCAAGAAGUGGGACAAGGAUGAAUACGAGAAACUGGCACAGAAACGGUUGUUGGAAGAGAGAGAGAAGCGAGAUGCCAAGCCUCCCACUCCCGUUAAGCGGGAGCUUCUGCGUCACCGAGAUUAUAAAGUUGAUUUGGAAUCGAAACUGGGCAAAACCAUCGUCAUCACCAAAACAACGCCACAGUCGGAGAUGGGAGGAUACUAUUGCAAUGUCUGUGACUGUGUGGUGAAGGAUUCCAUCAACUUCUUGGAUCACAUCAACGGCAAAAAACACCAAAGGAACCUGGGCAUGUCUAUGAAGGUGGAGCGUUCCACCCUGGACCAGGUGAAGAAACGUUUCGAGCUAAAUAAAAAGAAAAUUGAAGAGAAACAGAAGGAGUACGACUUUGAAGAGCGGAUGAAGGAGCUGAGGGAAGAGGAAGAGAAAGCUAAGGCUUACAGGAAGGAGAAGCAGAAGGAGAAGAAGCGAAAGGCAGAGGAAGAGCUGACGUUUGAGGAAGACGACGAGAUGGCGGCUGUCAUGGGUUUCUCUGGCUUCGGGUCAACAAAGAAGAGCAGCUGACCGACCCCACAGGACCCACUCGGUACUGCCUUUGGCGCUCCAUUGACUGAAUUUACCUCCUCCUCUCCCUCCAUGCCCCACCAGGCAGUGGCAAUCGCUGUGCUUAAAUGUGGACGAACCGAACAUGUCACGGUUGUGGAAGGGUCCUGGAUUGGCAAAGUUGCAGUGGCCCUUUUCCUAGUUUGAAAUGCAUUUUUUUUUGUUUUAAAAGAAGGAAAAAGCGCAUGGUUCACGGCUGUGUGUGGAGCAGAUUCAGCCUCGGGAGCAGUGUAGACGUCAUGCCUGUGGGUGAGUUAGCACAGCUGGGAGAUUUGGACUGUAGGAACCCAGUGUCUGGUCCUGUGGUGAACUGUAAGGUUCUGAGACUACCCCAACUCUUUCCCAUGUAUUUAUUGUAAUGUGCAAACUUUUGAGGGGGAAGUUUUUUUAAGUUUCAAGUUUGUGUUAAUUUUAAGAGGGAGACAAAGUGUAGAAGGAUUGCUGCUUCGUCCCAACUGGGGUCAACUGGGUAGAUCAGCUGGGUCAGGCUUACGACCAGAAGCCUUUGGACUUGAAUCGUGGUGGGUCUCACUUAGCCUUUCAACAUCAAUAUAAAAUCACCACAUCCAAGAAUGUUAUCGAGAAGGGAAGUGGGAACGAUUGAAGCAAAGGUUUCUUGUCAUUGCAAAAUUAUAGAUUUUUUUCUCCAUAUAUAUCUAUUGGGAGUAUUUUGACCCAGGAUUGCUCCCGCUAGACUUCGCCUCCCUCAGGCUGUGCAGGGAAUGCAACUUAUCAGAAGCAAUUGCUGUGAUCUGGUAUUGGAAAGGGGAUACUGCAGUUUGGGGGGAGGGGGGUGUAAAUGAAGGUGGAACCUUGCUGCCCACAUUGCCUUGGAUUGUUAACUUUUCUGCCAGGAUUGCAGUUGCCUAAACUUCUGUUCUACAUCUACUGGCCUGAGAGGAAGAAGGAAAGUGUCGUAAACUAUGUUCUUGUUAAAAUAUUCAUUCCUAACUAGAUCAGGCCUCUUCUGUCACAAGUAAUAUGACCAGUGAGUGAAGGCCUACAUCCCAUAUUGUUCUGUGGCUCUUGAAAGCAAGUGAUUGCAGUGAGGGGGUCAGGAUUGAGGGUGGGAAAAAUGCAAGUUCCUGAGCGAAGGGGUUCGAGAUUCCCAAAUGCCCAGUUUGGUGUGUGCUCGCUUGGCUACACUUCUGUGAGUUCACCAACAAGUGGAAAGUGAGCCGGUGAGGGACCUGCGUCUGAACAACUGUUCGAGUGACAUGAAAGUGUCUGUUACUGCAUGCGACGUGCUCUUGAGUGUUUGUAUGCUUUUCCUUUCAAUCCAGGGAGGUCGCUUGUCCCGAAAUUUACGUUUCCUUUCACAAAUUGUGUACAAUUUCUACUGAGAACUUGGUGUCCGUGAUUUUUUUUAAUUAAAAGAUGAAAAAACCCUGAA
Molecule: messenger RNA, 2183 nt
Organism: Callorhinchus milii (elephant shark)
Lineage: Eukaryota; Metazoa; Chordata; Chondrichthyes; Chimaeriformes; Callorhinchidae
Gene: zmat2
Product: zinc finger, matrin-type 2
Exons: 6
Coding region: 152-751 (199 amino acids)
Biological process (GO): mRNA splicing, via spliceosome
Cellular component (GO): U4/U6 x U5 tri-snRNP complex; spliceosomal complex
Molecular function (GO): nucleic acid binding; zinc ion binding
Source: RefSeq, a predicted model, not a curated record